CGACCGUAUUACAUUGUAGUGAUCUCUAAUUACAACGCAAUUAAUGAGUUUUCUUUAACAACAAGUACCUUUGACAUGUCUUUAGCUGUGUGGCUAGUGAUAUUCAUUGACAAGGGACAUAGUUUCGAUUAUUGUCACAAUCCACCAGGUAAUAUAUUUAAUUUAAGAUUCAACACCGAAAUGGUGGUACGUUGUGAUACAGAAAAUAUUUUACGAGAAUGGUAUUCGGUCGAUACGAAUCUAAUCAAGAUCAAUAAUAUAGCAACGUGGAGCUUAGAGAAAGGAAUCAUUAAAUUAGUUCCAGAUUUUCUUUACGAAAGAAGAUAUAAUUUACAGGGUUUAGUUAUGAGAGCUGUUGCACUGAAGGAUACAGCUUUCGUAAGAGUAAAGGAGGAUGGAGAUUUAGAUGGUUUAUUCGGUAAAAUAUUAAAAGAACUUUCUGUUACCCUUAAUUUUAGUUUGGAUAUUGUCUCGAAAAUGGAAGAACAUGGAAGAUGGAAUGCAAGAAAAAAGGCAUGGUCUGGAGCAAUUGCAGAAUUACAUGGUGGACGUGCUGACAUUGCUCUUGCAGAAUUUUCCAUUACCCAUGAGAGAUUAAAUUCCGUUGACUUCACAAUUCCUAUUUUCACUUCCAAAAAUUGUCUCUUCAUUCGGAAACCAGAAAGACAUGCGAUUAAAUGGACAUCUUACUUUUCAACUUUCACUAAUUUGGUUUGGAUUACUACGUUUGGAUUGUUAAUUGCUGCAUCGAUCUUAUUGAUUUUUAUCAAGAUAAAAAGUGGGAAUAUACAUAAUAUAGGAUAUUUAUUAUCUGAUAAUUUUCUAGAUAUUUGGGGCAUAUUUUGUCAACAGGGAAUAGAAGAUUUUUCUAAUAGUUUUUCGUUAAGAAUAAUAUACUUCUCUGUAUUUCUUUUGAUUAUCGUCUUUUGGGCCGCCUAUUCAGCGGCUUUGAUACGCUCUUUAACAACCGUUAUGCACAUCAUACCCUUUGAUUCAUUAGAGAGCUUUCUUCAAGAUGGUACAUAUCAACUUGUCGUCUUACGUGGUACAUCUUAUUAUGGUAAAUUUGCAAAUUCAAAUAAUCCGAUUGCAAAGAAAUUAAUGAAGUUGAUGCUAGAAGAGAAAAAAUUACCCUUAACUGCUCUUGAGGGAUUUAGUAUGAUUUGUAAAAAUUCAAAAUUAGCUUUUUACACGUUUGACGAUAUACAAAAGAGUAUAAGUAAUAUAAUACCAUGUAAUCUGGUAUGUGUUGAAACAGGAGAUAUGAACAGUGUUGCUAUAAUUUUAUCUAAACACAAUUCAUUCACCGACGUCAUUAAUUUUCAGUUGCUGAGAUUUCUCCACAAUGGUAUGAUUAAUCGUUUAAAAGAAACGAUAUUUACAAGGAAAAUCGAUGACAUGAUCAAGUACCAACCGGUUCUCCUAACUGACGUAAUAUCACUUAUUCUUUUUAUGUUAAUUGGUAUCAUUUUGAGUAUUUGUAUAUUAAUCAUAGAAAAAUGUAUUUUCAUGUGUAAAAGGAAGAAUAUGUCGAUUUUAAAUCGUAUCCUGUCAAUUAAGUUGUCAGAAUUUUAUGUAAGGAGGAAAAAAGUUAUUAGAAAUAUUGCAAAUAAUUAUGUAAAUAGUAAAUGUGCUUACAUAAAAUAUCAACGAUAAUAAUAAUAUAUGUGCUCAAUGAAUUUUUAUAUUCAGAUUAAAAUUUUCUAAUGAAUUAGAAACUUAUAUUUGGAUAGCCAAAUCAUUGUUGUAAAAUUUACUAAAAAUUACGCUGAAAAUUAUGUUGAUUUGACGUUUCUUCUGGAUCCAAUCAUUAUUUACUAAUUCUUAUUAAAUUUCAAUACAUAUCGUAGAUGAUAAUAUGUGGUUUCCUACUGCUUUUUCAUGCAUUUUCAAUUUUAUAUCUAUUUGUUAAUGUAAACAUUAUGUAAAAUUUUUUUUUGCAAGAGAACGUUGAGUUCCCACUAAUGAUUCCUUUGAAAUUCUUUAUCCUCAUGACGAAUAGAGUAUGUUGCACAUGAAUAUUUAACUUUGAAUUUCAAGGUAAAAGUCAGUUUCUCCUCAGUUUUUUUUAAUAAAUCUCUAUCGAAUCUUACAUGUAAAAUCACAUUAAAAUAGUCUUGAAAUUUAAUUUACUUCGACUUUGUACAGCGAAACGUUUAUUUUUUUGUUUCUUCUUUGGUCAUUUUUUUUCAAUUAAUAAUAUAUAAUAUAAUAAUAAAUAAUAAUAUAAUAACUGACUGAAUAGGUUGAUGGUGAAGCAAUUUUAAUCAAUAAAUGUACAGAGCAUCCUAACCCGAUCGUCCAUACAUUAAUGUAACAGCUAUUAUGACUUAUUUAUCGUAAAUUUCAUGUCUGUCUCAUGAAUAAUUAAUGUUUGUCGACAUAAGUAUUAUUAAAAAUGUCGUCACGCUACGCUUUUAUGUUUAGUAUGUUCAUUGUCUGUAAAUAAAACAGU
Vespa velutina is the source of this 2455-nucleotide messenger RNA. Its product is annotated as glutamate receptor 3-like. Gene Ontology annotation, cellular component: membrane. The record is from RefSeq and is a predicted model, not a curated record. The coding region runs from base 76 to 1656 and encodes 526 amino acids. The transcript is spliced from 7 exons. Lineage: Eukaryota; Metazoa; Arthropoda; Insecta; Hymenoptera; Vespidae. Gene Ontology annotation, molecular function: glutamate-gated receptor activity.